AUGUCGUGGAAGAUUGCAGCGCUAUUUAUCUGCCUUGUAGUAGUGGUGACUUCACAAUAUCAUGAAGAGAAAUAUGAUGACGAGAAGGGUCCUGUUCACUAUGAAUUCAGUUAUAGCGUAAAAGAUCCCAAAACAAAAGACAUAAAAAGCCAAAAGGAAUCUCGAAAGGAUGACAAAGUCGAAGGUUAUUAUGAAUUGUUAGAUUCUGAUGGACACCAACGUAUCGUUCAUUACAAGUCCGAUAAGAAGACUGGCUUUGAAGCUAUAGUGGAGCGAAAACCAACCAAUAUCAAAGUUCCGAUUCCAGUGAUUAAAUACAUAGACCAACACGAUGAUCUCGAUCAAAAGAAAUACUACUACAACUAG
This is a messenger RNA of Teleopsis dalmanni, 366 nucleotides long. RefSeq names its product pupal cuticle protein Edg-84A-like. The coding region runs from base 1 to 366 and encodes 121 amino acids. The transcript is spliced from 2 exons. Gene Ontology annotation, cellular component: extracellular matrix. NCBI's taxonomy places the organism in Eukaryota, Metazoa, Arthropoda, Insecta, Diptera, Diopsidae. The record is from RefSeq and is a predicted model, not a curated record.